Molecule: messenger RNA, 2379 nt
Organism: Symbiodinium natans
Lineage: Eukaryota; Dinophyceae; Suessiales; Symbiodiniaceae
Source: the annotation of a GenBank genome assembly
AUGCCUUCCAGGAAUGUCGUCUCCUCUGGUCCAUGCAUAGAUGAUGCCGAGUGCGGUGCUUGCAUGGAAGACACAGGGGAGACUCAAAAGCAUUGGACCUAUGUGGGCGAGGGGAAUGGACAAUAUCAGAAGGUGGAGAAGUACAUGGCGGUAUCUGGUGGAGCCUACACGAUAACGGAGGUGCCCUCGCGGAGGAUAAGCCCUCAAUGUUGCUGCUGGUGUUUUUGCAUUCUCGUUCUCACGCUGCUGCUUGCGCUUGCCUUUUUACUCCGAGGUCCGCUGUCCACCGCAAUCGCCAACUUUGGCACGCCCGUAGCGGCGGACACGUAUCAGUACACGCCUCCGAUGUACGACUGCAGUGUUGGCACCUGGCUCACGAACAUGAGGAGUGACGUGGCAGCGGCCACGCAGGCUUAUCGUGGACAAGCCUUCAAAGACACCGACACCAAUUUCGAUGGUCUCUUGAGCGCAGCGGAGCUCUCGGCGGCGAGUUCCAAGCUGCCGAAGUGCUUUGCAGAGCACGGCCUUGAAUGGGACAAGGACGGCAACGGAUUGAGCCUCGGCGAGAUGGAAGAAGGUCUGAUGCAGAAGGUGGGACUGCAAUCCGACCACAUCCUCGUGGAACCUACGAAGACCAACGCUGUAGCAGACUUGGACUGCGAUGGCUACAUCAGUGUUGAUGAGCUUGGAGCCUUGAAUGAAUCUCCUGACCUGCCACAACACACGAAAGACCUCCUGAUUGGAGGAGAUGUGGAUGCUGAUGGAAAGUUGGGCUCCGAGGAGAUGGUGGCGGCGCUCCAGAAGUCCAUGGUGGCUGCGAACCCGGAGGCGGAGGGCGAACAUAGUGUGGCUGCACAGAUCUGGACUGAGACCAAGCGCAAGUGGUGCUGCACCUACGAGCAGCUGGGGUGCAACACGUACCUGGGGGACGCUCCGGAGCCGGAGAGUUGUGAAGAAGGAAAUGUGCUGACGUGGAGUGGUGACAAGAAAGAUCGAUGCUGCGCUUCAGUAGGAUUGGGCUGCAAGUCCGAGCCCUCCACCUAUGACUGCGCUGUUUCCUAUGGAAAUCAUCCAGAGGAUUGGCCGAGGGAGAAGAGGGCGGAGUGCUGCAAGCACUACAGUGUCGGUUGUGAUGCAGAGCCGUAUGACUGCGUCACCGGCCUCACCAAUUGGAAAGAAGGAUGGGAUGCUGAUCAGAAGAAGUGGUGUUGCGACCACAAACAGCUCGGAUGUUCCGACACGCACUACGACUGCACUUCUGAUACAGCUACCUGGAGCCCCGCGCAUCGGAAAUACUGCUGCACCUCACAUCACACGGGCUGUGGAAAUGCCACGAUUCCCAAGCCGAAAUUCAACUGCCGUGAGGGAUACCCGGAUGCCGUGGACUCCUGGGAGCAUGAUAAGAAGGAUUUCUGCUGCUCGAACUACGCUCGAGGAUGCUCUAAGGAAGAGGAGGACCAGGCAUCAGGAUCAGGAUCUGUGUCGCCUCCGUCUCAUCCACAUCCACUUCCAGAAAUGGCCAUCCUCUACGACUGCGAGGAUGGCCUCAGCAGCUGGAAGACUCUCUGGCCACCUGCAAAAACGGCCUGGUGCUGUGCUCACAGAGAUCUCGGUUGCUCUCAUCAUGGCAGUUAUGACUGUGAUGCUGGUUCGUCGAAGUCAUGGCCCAGUUCGAAGCAGGACUACUGCUGCCUUUACCACAACAAAGGCUGCCACUUUGAUGCGAAUAAGCCACAAUAUGUGUACAGCGACGACUCCUACGAUGUACCCCAGCCUGGUCACUACAUCACCACGGAGGGUGAUAGCUUCCAAUACCCACAGGGCUCCCACUACAGCUACGAUGCGGAUGGCAGAUACUCUGGCAUCUCUGGCACGCAAGUUGUUGAUGAUGGGACCGUCCAGUACGGUGACUGGCAACAACAGGCCAAUGAUGCUCUUGACAAGCUGCCGGGUGCUGUGGCGCAAAUCGGCGCCCACCUCCUCGAUCAUGCAGUUCACGUAGUUCACCAUGUCCACCAUGUUCAGGAUGCGCCGGCACUGACGGAGGACGCCUCUGGUGGAGCGCAUCACAAAGAGGACGCCUCUGGUGGAGCCCAGCACAAAGAGGACGCCUCUGGUGGAGCCCAGCACAAAGAGGACGCCUCUGGUGGAGCCCACAAAGAGGAUGCCUCUGCUGGAGCCCAGCACAAAGCAGAGCACGCCACGCACGCCACACACGCAGCGAGCACAGAGCACACUGCGCAGCAUCUCCAGAAGGGCUCCAAGGAGGAGCACCACGUGACUACUGCAGUCAUGUUUGGCACGCACUCCGCGGAUGCAACGCACGCAGACAAUGUGGCCGCACAGAAAGCUGACACGGACACCAAGGACAAGCCAUAA